AUGCCUGAUUUAACUGUUGGAAAGAAGAGAUUUAUCCAUCCAAAUAUGUGUUUCACCAAUUUGAUCAAUCGAGAUAAAUCAACUCUUUCGGAAAGUGAUAAUUGUUUUUUCCCUGAGGCACUGAGUAAAGAUUAUAGCCCAAUUCUACCUGGGCUACCUGAUGAUGUGUCUGAGUAUUGUCUCGCACUUGUGCCUCGUUCCAACUUCCCUGCUAUGGGUGGUGUAUGUAAGAGAUGGAGGUCGUUUAUUCGAAGCAAAGAAUUCGCUACUGUGCGAAAAUUGGCUGGGAUGCUCGAGGAAUGGCUCUAUUUCUUAACAACGGACUGUGAAGAAAAGGAAAGUCAUUGGGAGGUUAUGGAUUGUCUCGGUCGUAAAUGCCGAUCUAUUCCACCAAUGCCUGGUCCAGUAAAGGCUGGGUUUGGAGUGGUGGUUCUUGAUGGAAAACUUUUUGUUAUGGCUGGUUAUUCAGCUAUUGAAGGAACUGCCUUUGCCUCAGCUGAGGUUUACCAAUAUGAUUCUUGCCUCAACAGCUGGAGCAGAUUGUUGAACAUGAAUGUGGCUCGUUAUGACUUUGCUUGUGCUGAAGUCAAUGGCCUGGUUUAUGCUGUUGGAGGCUAUGGGGAGAAUGGUGACAGUUUGUCCAGUGCUGAGGUGUAUGAUCCAGAUACUGACAAGUGGACGCUGAUAGAGAGCCUCCGCCGUCCGAGAUGGGGUUGUUUUGCUUGUGGAUUUGAGGGUAAGCUCUAUGUCAUGGGUGGAAGGUCAAGCUUCACUAUUGGAAACUCCAAGUUUGUUGAUAUAUACAACCCUGAGAGGCACAGCUGGUGUGAGAUUAAGAAUGGCUGUGUUAUGGUCACAGCUCAUGCAGUAUUAGGAAAGAAGUUGUUCUGCAUUGAGUGGAAGAACCAGCGGAAGCUGGCUAUCUUCAGUCCAGAGGACAAUUCGUGGGAAAUGGUAGCAGUUCCAUUGACAGGGAGUACAAGUGUUGGUUUUCGGUUUGGGAUACUGGAUGGAAAGUUGCUGCUAUUCCCUCUGGUGGCAGAACAUGCUUAUCAAACAUUGUUGUAUGAUCCAAAUGCAGCUCUGGGGUCAGAGUGGCAGACUUGUGACAUAAGGCCAUCUGGUAUGUGCUUGUAUUGUGUAACAAUCAAGGCGUGA
Messenger RNA from Sphenostylis stenocarpa, 1158 nucleotides. The record is from the annotation of a GenBank genome assembly. NCBI's taxonomy places the organism in Eukaryota, Viridiplantae, Streptophyta, Magnoliopsida, Fabales, Fabaceae.